UAUUUUGUUCUAAUGAUUAGUUGUACAAGCAAGAAUACUUUUGCAAAAAACAUAGUUUAUUUAUUCUUUUAGGUGAAUGCAUUUUUCCGAUUCCACUAGAAAUUCUUUGCCCCAAGAAAAAGGUUGAAUAAGACUGUGAAAUAUAAUACCCUUGCGCAGACAUACUUUAGCUUCGUUCCAUCGUUCAAGUACGACGCGGUUUUAAAAAGAAAAAAUAUUUGUCUAUGUUCUGAUUGUGAUUGUGUGAUUGGCGCUAUUUUGCGUUUUUAUUUUAGAUUUAAGUAUUUUAGCAGUGUAAUUUGUGUCAAGUAUGAAAUACUAGUUUCAAAAUAGUCUUCUCGAGUGUGGUUAAUCAUACUAAAAGCUUCGUACAAGAUCGUUCAAUGGGUUCCUUAACAUAAAACCUGCCAGAAGCUUCAUUUGAAGCCUUUAGUGUUAGUUGUCAUUGAGGAAUUGAAUGGCUAUGUAUUAUUACGCAAGUAAACUGAAUGAAGCCUCAUGUAGUGGGUGCAAUAUGAAAGUGCCCCCAGCCCCCUCCGAGCCGGCCCCUGUGCCACCACCACCCACCGAUCUCGCUCCACUACCACCAGACCCAUCUCUCCUGCAUGGAACGGGCCUUUCUUAUUAUGAUAAUGAUGACUACUACUCAAUGGUGAGAGGCAACAAGUUCAUGUCUGAGAGUACAUGCAAACAUAUUGUAAUGAAUGGGGGAAUCAACUUUGUUUCUACUCAGAAAGUAGAAAAUCCACAGUUAUCAGCUGUGCUACCAUCUGGUGUGAAGUCCUUAGCAACUCUGCCAUACAUGAACUGUGCAUCUGACAAGCCAGAGGUUGAGUACAGAGAUGGUCAGAUUGUGAGUGCCACUCUAGAGGCUCUGGUAGAUAUGUUGCGACCAGGGGCCAGCAAAGCAUUUACAUUCACAUUCCUACUAUGUUCACGGCUAUUUGUAAAACCGCAUGAACUACUGAACAAGCUCUGCAAGCGCUACUUUAAAAGCUAUGAGAAAAUAGGAAAGUCAGAAAUGAAAGAUUUGGUAGAGAAAGAACUUGGUGACAUGAUAUCCCUUGUGAGGGUGCUAAGCCAGUGGACCAGCAUGUUUCCUUACGAUUUUCGUGACGACAGGGUUAUGGCUCUUGUACGCAGUAUAACUCAAAGAUGUGCAGCAGAUCAUAUGACUUCAGUAAGAGUAGAGAUGUCGACGACACUGGAAAAACUGCUUGAUAAGUUGACUGCACUUGAACAAUAUGAAGAGACCUUAACUGAACCACCUCAGGUGUCGUCUUUGGACCAGUUGAUGCAGGGCGACAUUCUGACCCUCGGCCUCACUCCAGUCGAAUUAGCGAACCAGUUGACCAUUGUAGAGCUGCACAGGCUAUCCUUUGUUGGCCCUGAAGAGUUUGUGCAAACAUUUGCACCAACACAACCGCCACAAUCUUCAUCAUCAUGUGGUAAAACCUCUAUCAGCUUACAUCACAUAGAAACUAAAAGCACGCGGAAUUUGGAAGCAUACGCUGAUUGGUUUAACAGACUCAGUUAUUUAGUGGCAACUGAUAUUAUAAAGGCUGUUAAAAGCAAAUACCGGGCUCGAGUGAUUGAACAGUGGGUGAUGACAGCCAGAGAGUGUUUCAAUCUUGGGAACUUUAACUCGCUCAUGGCCAUUAUAAGCGCAUUGAAUAUGUCACCAGUGACGCGACUUAAGAAGACGUGGAGCCGAACAUCAGCUGUAUGUGGUCAGCAACUGAGGCAGCUAGAACUUUGUGUCGAGCCUAGUGGAAAUCACGCAAGAUACCGCGCAGCAUUGGCCGCGGCACCCAGUGAGACGGCCGUGCCGCUACUCUCUGUAACAUGCCGAGAUCUACAUUUCGCUAACCAAGGCUCUCCCUCGAAGUUGCCUGGAAAUCGAGUGAACUUCGAGAAAUGUUUGUUGCUGGGUCGCUAUGUCAAUAUUCAGCUGGCUAGCCGACAGCUAACUGUCGAGGGGACUCCUGUCACCUCACAUCCUUCUCCCCACAUCUCAGUGUGGCGCUUCCUUAACGAUAGACCUACACUCACUGAGAUUGCUCUGGAAAUCAUAUCGUUUGAGCGCGAGCCUCCGGUGGACCAUCAAGAAAAAGAGCGGUUGAAGCGCCUACGAGGCGCUACUUAAAUUAAAUACAAACCUCGUAUUUGUGAUCGGGAUUCCGAUAUUUUUUUAAGUUAAACCCGGUUAUGGGUGACGCCCACCAAGCGUUAUGUGUUCUACUCUUAAACUCAUUACGUCAUCGUAUGUUAUGUCUUAUCUCGAGGGUAAAGGUACCUAUGUACUUGGUUUCAUUUAAGUCACGUUAUACUUUAUUUUAAAACUAAUGCAAACGCAUCCACUUGAUUUUAAACAUUAUCCAAAAUCAAUAUUUUAUUACACUUUGAUAUAAUGAUCUCACGAUAUAUAUAGGAAAAUCUAGAAAUUAUUAUUAAAUAGCUUCACUUAAAUCCCCUUUCAGGGGAACCACCCUUAGGGAAAUGAUAAUAUGAGAUUACUAUACUGUCACAAUUUUUACUGGAUCCGCGAGGUAACCGACCAACGAUAGUCAUAUCAACAAACUGCUCAAUAUGUGUAUUAACAUUUUAAUUUUACAUUUUGCAGCUACAGAAUGUGUGUACCAAACAGUUUAGUAUUUUUUGUGUAGUUUUAGAGUAGGUAUAAUGUGAUUAUGAGGAUUCGUAUUUUUUAAUAUCGUCAUAAUUCAUAAUAUUGCAUACGUAUGCAACUAGCCGGAGCACCGGGCUAGUGAGAAGAUUUUUAAAAAGAAGUCGGUUGAUAAUGAAACUAUGGAAUUUACUACAUUGACACUAAGUAUGAAAUACGUGUAAUUUAAAUUAUUUCCAUGACUCCUUAAUCUUCAUUUAUGAGGCCAUUUAAAUCCAAGUUCCUUACACAUCAGUAUUUAGCUACCUGUUAAAUCUCGCCAUUAUGAUGAAUCUCGUAAUGUAAGUACUUAAUAUUUAUUUUUUACUUUUUGCAUUCUGAAAAUUGAUCUCAUGUAUUUGAAUUAUUUUUUGUGAACUUGUGUUCAAGUGUUAAACGUGUAUUCGAAUGUGUAUAUGUGCGACGGAUAUUUAUGUAUAUUUGGUGUAGUAUAUGCAUUUAUUGUGCAGUACAAUACAUUGCACGAGCUCCUGUUGUUUUCCUUUUGAUGUCUCAAAAAUGGCAGUUAUUAUCCUGUUUUUUUUUUCUUUUUAGUUUGUAUCAAUUUUAUUUAAAUUGAUGUUCAUUAAUGUUUUAUUAAAUAGUUGAUACAUUUGUGGUGAUUAUCUACGCAUGAUUAAGAUGUUUACUUGGUCGUUAAUAUAUUUAAAUAAAUGUCUACUUAAAGUCUCGGACCCAAGUUAACUGAAUUAUAUUGUCAGCAUGGGUAAUAUAUUUAAUGAUUAAUAUUUGAAACAAAAUGAUUCUUAUAUGCAUCUAUGUGUUAUGAAUGUAGUGACUAUGUACCUAUUUAAAGUCUAUGUGUCAUAUCACAUAUAGAAUUAGUGUUUACUGCUCGGUAAUCGUUGUUUUUUAACUAUAUUUUUACGUAAAAAUGUGUUCACGGCUAUUACCUUUAAGCAACAUUUGUACUUAAUUCUUUACGUACUUAAUACUCAUUUAACAUAAAUUAUUUUGUAAGUUUUCGAAGGUUUUCAGCAAUGUUAUGUGUACAAAUAAGUUGCCAUGUUAGGGUUAGAACUAACUUCUGAAUAAUUUAUACUGCCUGUGGCCCCCUUUAUCUCGUAUUAUCGUAAUGGAUACGAUUCCACCUCUACUUAAUGUAAGUUCACAAAUAGGUAACAUAACACCAACUACACUGUGACUCUGGAGUCAGCAGGAGUAAACAAAACACUUAAUUUAUUUAUACCUAGUUAGUAUCUAGUUCAUUCUUCUGUAUUAAUAGAUCGACCUUAUUUCUCUACCCUGGUUACCUUAUUACAUUCCAAUACAAUGAUUGACUAGACCAGUAUUAAGGAGGCAGCUAGAAACAGUAUUGGAUAUUAUUUCAAGUAUAUUUAUUGCGAUCGAAUCCUAAUUUGUAUAUUUAAAUUUGACUGUCGAAACUUUACAAGAUUAUUGAAAUUUUCAACUCAAUUUGAAGAUAUUCAUUAGAAAUAUAUUUUUACUUACCUACUAUUAUGCAAUAAACAUUGAUGCUUACAAAUGGCCCCAAUUAAUUUUUACCCAAAUGUAAAUAAAAGAAAUAUUAGAUUUGUGUAUUUCACUUUUACGUGUAGAUGUAGAUACUGUUGUAACCAGUUUCAAAGCCAGUCACACAAGCCCACCCCUCAGUUGUUAUCCACGACAUAGGUCUUCUUACAGUGAUAUGUGAUUGAUCAAAAGCAAGUUUUAUUAAUACAAUGAAACCUGGUUAAGUGAGACAUCAAGGGACCUGCAAUGUCGUUUCACUUAAAGAGGU
Molecule: messenger RNA, 4427 nt
Organism: Spodoptera litura
Lineage: Eukaryota; Metazoa; Arthropoda; Insecta; Lepidoptera; Noctuidae
Product: ras-GEF domain-containing family member 1B
Biological process (GO): Ras protein signal transduction
Cellular component (GO): plasma membrane
Molecular function (GO): guanyl-nucleotide exchange factor activity
Source: RefSeq, a predicted model, not a curated record